Messenger RNA from Hansenula anomala, 938 nucleotides. It is a transcript of the gene SPP382, whose product is annotated as mRNA splicing protein SPP382. The record is from RefSeq and is a predicted model, not a curated record. The transcript has a single exon. NCBI's taxonomy places the organism in Eukaryota, Fungi, Ascomycota, Saccharomycetes, Phaffomycetales, Wickerhamomycetaceae. Gene Ontology annotation, molecular function: nucleic acid binding. Gene Ontology annotation, cellular component: U2-type post-mRNA release spliceosomal complex. Gene Ontology annotation, biological process: spliceosomal complex disassembly. The annotation marks the transcript as partial.
UUAAACCCAUUAUUGGAUGAUAUGAGUGACAAUGAAAUUAUCAAUGAGGGCCUUCAGAGGAAACGGAAACUCAACUUGCUUGAUUUUAUAAAGAAUGAUGGUCAUGAACAGCUCGAACAAGAAAACCCAAACAAAUUUGAGCCAAUGAAUUUCCAACGACCAACUACUGGACUUGGUGGUCCAAAACCCAGAGAUGAUUAUGAUGAUUAUGAAGGAGGAGAGGAUGUUGAAAUGGAAGAUUACGACAGUGAUAUACGACCUUCUUUUGGAGUCGGUAAGAAUCACAAUAUGUUGUUUACUCAAUCUACACCAAUGAUGUUUCAAAAAGCCAGUGAUACUAAAGAUGAAGAUAUAAUACCCCAGGAGCAACCCAAAGAGGAAGUGAAACCCAAACUAUCAUACUCAGAUGUUGAAGCAUUGGAAAAUAAACCAACAUCGGUUACUAAGAAUACAUUUAAAGGAAAAAAAUACGGUAUUGGUGCCGCAUUAUUGAAGAAAAUGGGCUACAUUGAAGGACAGGGUCUUGGUAAACAUGGUCAAGGUAUCACUCAACCUAUCGAGCAAGAUGUGAGGAAGGUCGGUGUAGGUAUCGGUGGUGGUGUUGUGAAAUCAACUAAAAAAGCAAAGGGGAAAAUAGAUGUUGAUCUCUCAGAAGAUGAUGAUUCAAGUGAUGAAGAGUACUAUAAGGAUGUUUCCAAGAAAUCAUUAUAUCAAAUUAUUGUCGAGCUUGAGGAUAAAGGUAUAUCUGUUCCUGCUGAGAUCAAAAAAAUAAGUGAUGUCAAUGUCCAGGACUCUCAUAAACCGUUCAUUAUGUUGAAGAAGGCAGGUAAUAAUAAUCUACAAGAAUUAACCAAUACAUUGGAUAACUUGAAUAAUGAUCUUGAAGAAUCAAUGGCUUCAUUGAAAAUGGCGGAGUACGAAGAAAAAGAAUUAUCAGA